GAAUUCCUGUUUUGCGUUUUGUUGUUUUGUUUCCAAGGAAACGUUUGUAGUGUGCGCCACUGCCCUAUAACGCUAAAUGACAAUAAGUUCCGAAAUCGAUGUUUGCCGUAAACCUACCUUCAUUAAACAUUUUAGGUAAAAUCGUAAUAUAAUUUUUAAACCAUUUGUGGAAAUAAAUCACUUGAUUUUUGUUAGGAAAAAAUAAGUACGCCUAAGUGGAAACUUGAUUGACAAAAUGACGUCCGGCGAAUCCAGCACUCUUAAGUCAAAGAAUUGUCCGAGUCAGUACAUAGCUACGCAAUUGCAAUUUAACGCAAACGAGUACCGACCCGAUGAAUCCUGCUCUAAAACCGCGGCUACCCGGUUUAGUGCCUGGACACCUGUAACAAACAAAGCGUCCAACCAGCAGCUUUUUCAGGAUAGAACAACUCUUAUUCUCCACUGGUUCGACCUAUGGACGGACCAGCAACGCAAACACUUUCUUCAUCUGGUUUUAAGAAGAUGCUCCAAGUCACAAAUCAAAUUCAUCAGUGCCUAUUUUAUGGAAACAGUCCCUGUCUCCCGGGUGGACUUUACCACUGUACUGCCACGCUUCCUCUCUCUGUACAUCCUGUCCUUCCUGAGUCCGAUGGAUCUGUGUGCUGCAGCCCAGGUCUCCUGGUACUGGAGGUUCCUAUCAGAGCAGGAUUGCUUGUGGUCUCUAAAGUGUGUUCGACGAGGCUGGUUCCUUCCACAUAGCCCAGCAAACAAUGAGUUUGGGGCCUGGAAGAAACAUUACAUAGCCUGUGCUGCUAGCCUGGAUUUUCUGUCUCCACGGGAAGCAGCAGGCAUUUAUGGUACUAUGAAUGAGGCUUUGACUGAGCCAGAGGAGCAGGAAGAGAGACGCACAGAACAUAUGAUUAGAAACACAAUCCGCAAGAAGCUAGCACAACAUAAAGGGACAGCUCUGAAGACCAGGACUGCAUGGCUAACUAACUCCUUAUCAGGAGGAACGUAUACUAGCAGUAUCAAACAGAAGUCCAGCAUGCAGCCUUGGAGUCUGACCACUGCUCUGGUCCAACUUGGGGAUAAAUGUCGACAUGACACUUUGCCCAGCAGUAACAUGCACAGAGCUGAACUGAAUUCCACUCUAAAUUCAACCUGUCAGAAUACAAUGGCUUCCAGCUCAGUGGAAAGGUUACCAAUAAGUUUUCACUCAAAAUUAACAGUCAAGUGCCACACUCAAUCCCCAGUUCGCGUGUUACUUGUGUCUUCUAGACUUCCUGCAUAUGAGCUGGUGCUGUGUGGCACUCGGGCCUGUGUGGUACCUCUGUUGUUUGACUACAGCGGAAUGACCUUGGAGGCUCUUCUCUCUCUGGUUCAGAGUGCUGUCCAGGGCAGGCCAAUCCAGAGUGUUGGCAUAAUGGCUGAUGGAAGUACUGAGGAGAUCUACUUUAUAGAGGGCCUGAGCAUUGGUGAGAGGUCUGUGCUGAAGCCACGUGUGAGGGCAUUUUGGGAAGAGAUGUGUGGCUGGGUGGUGCCUGCCUCACAAGCAGGAAGUCUGGACUUCUUUCUUCCUUUGGCUGCUUCUGCUGCAGGGCAGGAGCUCCUGAGCAAAUUUUCCACUUUGAGUGGAUUAAAUGUCAGAGCACCCACAGGAAUCUGCACUGGCUCCUACAAACACAUCUUGAGUGAGUGGUCAGGCCAGGGAGAAUAUCCCCCACUGCUGUACCUGGGAGAAGGGCCUUUGCUGAGCUGGUGCAGGCAGGCAGAAUGGAUGGAGCAGAUCCUGGGGACCCUGAGGAGCCAGCUUGCAUCUCAGCUUCCUUUGCUGAGCCAGGAGACCAGGGGACGCAUGCUGGGUGUGUUUCUUUGGGAUCACAUAAACUUACCGGUUAUCACUAUCAAAUCAGAAGUUAUACAAGUGCUAACAGAGGGUCUUGUGGAAGUUAUACAAGAAAUACCCGAUAAUCCACUGGAGUUCUUGGGAAACAUCCUACUGAAGAAAUGUGCUGAGGACUGCAUGAAAAAAUCUGACCUGGUGCCUGUAAAUGCAUCUUACAGGUUCCAAAGUUCUAUCCCAGAGGGUCUGUGUGAUGCAGACUGGCGCAGUUCCAUCUGCAAAGAAUUGCUGAGGAGUGAGAAGGCUCAUGUGCGCCUCCUGCAGGCUGUCCACACAGUGUAUUACACUCCACUCAGAGCAGCUCUGGACUCAAACAGAGCCAUUAUCAGCUCUGCCAAUCUUGUUCUUCUCUUUAGCCCUCUGCUGGACAUCUUGGAGACCAACAAAGUUUUCCUGCAGGACCUUACAGAGAGACUGGAAGAAUGGAGUCCUCUGCAGUGUGUGGGUGAUGUGUUUGUGAGGUUCUGCACCAAGCUGCCAGCCUACACUAAUUUUUUCAACAACUACCCCAACGCUCUCAGGACCAUAGACAAGUGCCGAGAGAUGCUUCCUGUGUUCCAGGCCUUUUUAAAAAGAUACAACAGGACUCUCACUACUAGGAUGUUAAGUCUUCAGGAGUUGUUUCUUUGUCCGUUCUCACGAGUGGAGGAGUAUGUGACUUUGCUUCAGGCUUUAAUGCUUUACACACCACCUGAACACCCUGAUCACACUCACUUAUCGUCUGCCCUCAACACACUGCUGAACUACAGGGGCUUCAUCAAUAAGUUGAAAGGAGAUUUUAAACAGGACCUGAAGUUGGUGGAAGUACAGAGAAGCAUCCAGGGCUGUCCGAAUUUACAAGAAGGAGGCCGAUACCUGAUCACAACACAGGAUGUGACAUUACUGAGCUGCCUUAAUGAAGACAUUGCUCCAUCCUUCAGGAUGUAUGAGUGUUUGAGUGAGCUGGGCCUGUUCCUGUUUAAUGAUGCACUGGUGCUGAGUGAGAGGAAGGAGUGGCAUGUGCCGUUCAGUUUGGCUGUGAACACCUCGUAUGUGUUCCUGGCCUCUGUAGCCCUUCAUAGCCUUACUGUCUCUGAGAUCACCAACACAAAGUAUGUGCAGAAUGCCUUCCGCCUGGAAAGCCCAAAGCGGCAGUGGAUCUGUUCCACAGACAGAGAGCUGGACAAGGUCAAGUGGUUGCAGGCUUUACGGAGAGCUAUACGUGCAGACAGGCACACAUAAUGCAGCUGUGGAUCAAUAAAAUUAUUCAAAGUGGGUGAUAUGUUGUGUCACACUGACAUGGAUAUAAUAGAUUUUAAUAGCUUAGAGAUUGCUUUAAUGUCUAAUGACAUAAUAAAGCUAUUUUUGUUAUUAUAUUCAGAUUCAGAUCAGUAUUAUAUGUCUCACUUUCCCAAAUUAUUAGAAGUGGAACAAGGGUUGGUUUGUCUGAAUCUUUUAAAACUUGGA
Molecule: messenger RNA, 3328 nt
Organism: Electrophorus electricus (electric eel)
Lineage: Eukaryota; Metazoa; Chordata; Actinopteri; Gymnotiformes; Gymnotidae
Gene: ect2l
Product: epithelial cell transforming 2 like
Molecular function (GO): protein binding; guanyl-nucleotide exchange factor activity
Source: RefSeq, a predicted model, not a curated record